AACAGAUCACGAUCGAGUUCAUUUUGGGACGAAACCACCAGUCGUAGCAUCUCGGUCGUUAGUGUCGCUUCUUCUAUUUUCUGUUUACCAUCUAGUAUUUGCUGUUCGGUCACUCUUCAGCUUUCCUCGAGCUCAGGCUUUACUUUCUGUUUAACUCGUCGUGAAGAUCUUGCCACUAAAUCAUGGCUGACAAAGUAGCAAAGGACCAGCAGUACCAGUACGCGCUCAAUUCGAACUUGGUUCUCCAUGCAAAUCGGUCAGAUAACCCACGUCGGGGUAACGAACCCACCGGAGAGGCCGAGUCCCUAUAUGGCCGCAUCGACCCCAAGGAGUUCGGUAGCAGGGCCAUAAGGGACUUGUCCAAGAUCGAAGAGGUGAAGAAGAAAAAGAGCGAGCCCAGUGAGAAGAAUCUGGAAAGACGUAAAAAGAGAGCCGAGGAAAAGUCGUUGCGGAGCGCAUAUGGAUACUCUUCAGUCUUGGCCGCGACAGAGGAUCUCGAGAGUGGAGGAUACAGACCCAGGACCAGGGAGACGAGACACACAUACGAAUUGAUCUUGACGUUCGUUCAGCGUUACCUCGGCGAUGUAUCACACGAUGUUGUUAGGAGCGCUGGUGACACCGUCCUUCAGAUCCUGCACACGGAUACGUUAAAGGAUUUCGACAAGAAGAAGGAGAUUGAGGACAUCAUUGGCCCUGUCAGCUCGGAUCAGUUUUCUGUUCUUGUCAAUCUCGGCAAGAAGAUCACGGACUACAAUGCAGGCACGGAGGAAGUAACUGUCGAUCAGGACGGUGAGCUCAAAAAGGUCGGCGAGAUUGACGAACAAUACGGAGUAGCUGUUGUAUUCGACGAGGAGGAGGAGGAGGAGGACGUCUAUUCCUUGCAUUCCGAAUCUGAACAUGAGGACGAGGAGGGUCUGGAUACCGCCCAGGAUGUCGUUGUUGGUGCUGGACAGGUUGAGCAGGAGGAAGAAUCCGCGAUGGAUGUGGACGAGAAUGAGGCCGUACGCGUUGGGGCCUCAGAAGCCAAGGUCGACACGACAAAGAAACUUCAACCCCAUCAAGUCGACGCCUACUGGCUGCAACGUUUCAUCUCAACAUUUUACAAGGAUGAAAUUGUGGCGCAGGAGAAGACGGACGCUGCGAUGGAUAUUCUCGCCUCAGAGACUGUUAAUAUGCGUGAUUGCGAAAACGAGCUCAUGGCGCUGUUUGAUUAUGACAAGUUUGAGUUGGUCAGCAUGCUGACGAGGAACCGCGACGUGAUCGUCUGGUGCACGAGACUUGGCAAGGCGAAUGAGCAAGAACGCACAGAGAUCGAGGCCAAGAUGAGAGAACUUGGUCUGGAUUGGAUUAUCAAGGGAUUGGGCAAUCAAGCAGGCGCCAAGUCAGACCUCCGUCGGCGAGGCACUGGACAGGCACCAACAGCCGCAGGCCCAAUGGCCGUUCUCCCCAAGGAAAAGGGACCUGCUCCAGCCACCGCGGCCCCUCGCCAACUCAUUGACUUGGAGGCGAUGUCAUUUGCUCAAGGAUCCCAUUUGAUGUCGAACAAGCGUGUUCAUGUUCCUGAGGGAUCAUUCCGUCGUCAAAAGAAGGGGUACGAGGAGGUACAUGUUCCGCAGCCAAAGAAACCUUCUGGAGAUCGUCCAAAAAAGCCCAAGAGCGAACUCCCGGAGUGGAUUCAAAGCGCCUUUCCGCACGGAUUGAACCAGAUUCAGACAGCAGUGUAUGAUGUGGCGUAUGGUUCAGACGAGAACAUGCUUCUGUGCGCCCCAACUGGUGCUGGUAAAACCAAUUGUGCGAUGCUUACAGUGUUAAACGAGAUUAAUAAGCACCGCGAUCCCAAAACCGGUGCCAUUGAUAAGGAUUCGUUCAAGGUCGUUUAUAUUGCUCCCAUGAAGGCAUUGGUUCAGGAGAUGGUCGGAAACUUUGGCGAGCGCCUGAAGCCAUUCGGCCUCUCUGUUCAGGAACUGACUGGAGAUCGACAAAUGAAUAAGCAGCAGAUCGCGGAGACACAGAUGAUCAUCACGACGCCUGAGAAGUGGGACAUUAUCACACGAAAGGCAACCGACAGAAGCUACACCAACCUCGUCCGCCUCAUCAUCAUUGACGAGAUUCAUUUGCUGCACGAUGACCGUGGACCAGUACUGGAGUCGAUCGUCGCUCGUUCUUUGCGGUACAUGGAGCAGUCGCAGGAAUUGAUCCGCCUUGUUGGUCUUUCUGCUACGCUUCCGAACUAUGUUGAUGUCGCCACUUUCCUUCGCGUCGACACAAAUCGCGGAAUGUUCCACUUCGACGGAUCAUGGAGACCCUGCCCGCUCAAGCAGGAGUUUAUCGGAAUUACAGAAAAGAAGGCCAUCAAACGUUUCCAAGUCAUGAACGAGGUCACAUACGAAAAGGUCAUGGAGCAUGUGGUACAACCCGAGGGUGACCAAGUCCUGAUCUUUGUCCAUUCCCGCAAGGAGACCGCCAAGACUGCUCAAACACUUCGUGACAUGGCACUGGAGAACGAUACAAUCACACAUUUUGCCAGACCCGACGGUGGAGCCAGAGAGAUUUUGUUGGCAGAAGCAGAGCAAGCUAGUGAUGCCGCACUCAAGGACUUGCUGCCCUAUGGUUUUGCAACCCAUCAUGCCGGUAUGACUCGUGCGGAUCGCGAGGCUGUCGAGGAACUGUUCACGGCUGGCCACAUCAAGGUUCUUUGCUCAACUGCUACUCUUGCUUGGGGUGUCAACUUGCCAGCCCACACUGUCAUUAUCAAGGGCACUCAAGUCUAUUCCCCGGAGAAGGGUCGCUGGGCUGAGCUGUCACCCCAGGAUGUUCUUCAGAUGCUGGGAAGAGCUGGUCGUCCCCAGUUCGACGAGUUCGGUGAGGGUAUUAUUAUCACAACCCAUUCCGAACUUCAGUACUACCUUUCGUUGCUGAAUCAGCAGCUCCCCAUCGAGUCACAGUUCGUGUCCAAGCUUGCAGAUAAUCUCAAUGCCGAAAUCGUCCUUGGAACGAUUAAGAACCGCGACGAAGCUGUUCAAUGGUUAGGAUACACAUACCUGUACGUCCGCAUGCUUCGUAACCCAUCUCUGUAUGGGAUCUCACCCGACGAUCUCGAGGACGAUCCCUAUCUGCAAAAGAAGCGCGUCGACAUCAUCCACUCUGCAGCGACUAUUAUCGACAAGUGCAACAUGAUCAAGUACGAUAAGCGCACAGGAAAGUUCCAGGGUACAGAGCUCGGACGCAUUGCCUCGCACUACUACAUCUCUCACAACUCGAUGGCGACCUACAACCAGCAUCUCAAGCCCAUGAUGUCGCACAUUGAGCUGUUCAGAGUGUUCUCUCUCAGCGACGAAUUCAAGUACAUCCCAGUCCGUGAAGAAGAGAAGGCUGAAUUGCAAAAGUGGUUGGAACAGGUUCCCGUACCCAUCAAGGAGAGUAUCGAGGAGCCGACUGCCAAGAUCAACGUCCUGCUGCAGUCUUACAUCUCUCAGCUCAAGUUGGAGGGGUUCGCGCUCGUCAGCGACAUGGUAUAUGUGACCCAGAGCAGUGGACGUAUUCUGCGUGCCAUUUUUGAGAUCUGUCUUCGCCGCGGAUGGGCUCAGCUUACUCGUAAGGCGUUGGAUCUUUGUAAGAUGGUCGAGAAGCGACAGUGGCUCUCUAUGACGCCUCUUCGCCAAUUCAAGGCCAUCAACCCGGAACUGAUCAAGAAGAUUGAGCGCAAGGACUUCGAAUGGGUUCGCUAUUUUGACCUGUCCUCUCAGGAGAUCGGUGAGCUCGUUGGCGUUCCCAAGGCCGGCAAGUUGCUUGAGAGAUACAUUCACGAGUUCCCUAAGCUAGACCUUCAAUCUCAUGUCCAGCCACUUACACGUUCUAUUCUGAAGGUCGAGCUCACUAUCACGCCGGACUUCAAGUGGGACGAGAAGGUUCAUGGAACAGCAGAGGCGUUCUGGAUCUUGGUCGAGGACGUGGACGGCGAGAUGAUUUUGCACCAAGAGUCCUUUAUUCUGAAGCAACAGUAUGCCGAAGAGGAACACCUUAUGACCUUUACGGUGCCGCUGUUCGAUCCUCUCCCCCCUAAUUACUUUGUCAGCAUCAUCUCUGACCGGUGGCUACAUUCCGAGACCCGCUUCCCCAUCUCGUUCAAGCAUUUGAUCUUGCCCGAGAAGUACCCGCCUCAUACGGAGCUGCUGGAUCUUCAGCCUUUGCCUGUCACCGCAUUGCGCAACCGCGAGUUUGAGGAGAUAUUUUCUAAGUCUGUGACCAAGUUCAACCCCAUCCAGACGCAGGUUUUCAACACGUUGUAUACUCUGGAUGACAACGUCUUUGUGGGCGCCCCUACUGGAUCAGGAAAGACUAUUUGCGCCGAGUUUGCUAUGAUGCGCCAGUGGAACAAGAAGCCGGUCAAGGGAGCACCCAAGGGUCGUAUCGUCUACAUUGCCCCUCACCAGGAUGUUGUCGAUGCUCGUCGCAAGGAGUGGCAUGCCAAGUUCGGAAACGUUCAGGGCGGCAAGACGAUUGUGGCGCUCACUGGGGAGACCAGUGCAGAUCUUAAGUUAUUGGAGCGUGGCGAUGUGAUUUUGGCGACCCCUGGUCAGUGGGAUGUCCUCUCUCGCCGCUGGAAGCAGCGCAAGAACGUCCAGACCGUGCAACUUUUUAUUGCAGAUGAGUUGCACUUGAUUGGUGGCGAUAUCGGUCCGACCUACGAGGUGAUUGUUUCGAGGAUGCGUUACAUUGCAUCCCAAGUCGAGAGCAAGAUUCGUAUCGUUGCCCUGAGCACGUCCCUGGCCAAUGCUCGUGAUUUAGGCGAGUGGAUUGGCGCGACUAGCCACUCUGUGUUCAACUUCCAUCCUAUGGUCCGUCCAUUGCCUUUGGAUGUUCACAUUCAGAGCUACACCAUCCCCCACUUUGCAUCCUGGAUGAUCGCGAUGGCCAAACCAACCUACACCGCUAUUACGACCCAUUCGCUCGAGAAGCCCGUCAUUGUCUUUGUGCCUUCUCGGAAACAAUGCCGCCUAACUGUCACAGACCUGUUGACAUUCUGUGCUGCAGAUGACACACCGGACAGGUUCCUUCACUGUGAUCAAGAUGUAUUGAACACUCACUUGGAGCAUGUCCAGGACAGUGCCUUGCAGGAGUCUCUCACGCAUGGAAUCGGUUUCUACCACGAGGCUUUGAGCAAGGGCGACAUGCAAGUGGUCGAGACGCUGUUUGAGUCUGGUGCGAUUCAGGUGGUUGUUGCUUCACGAGACACCUGCUGGGGCAUUCCCUUGAGUUCGUACAUGGUUGUUGUGAUGGGCACACAGUACUAUGAUGGAAAGGACCAUCGCUAUGCAGACUACCCUACACCGGAUAUUUUACAGAUGAUGGGACGCGCCUGCCGCCCCAAUGAGGACGAGUCCAGCCGAUGUGUGCUCAUGUGCCAGUCCAACAGGAAGGAGUUUUACAAGAAGUUCUUGUUCGAGGCGCUCCCGGUGGAGUCGCAUCUGGAUCACUUUUUGCACGACCACUUCAACGCCGAAAUUGUGACAAAGACAAUUGAGAACAAGCAAGAUGCGGUUGAUUAUCUUACAUGGACGUUCUUGUACAGACGCAUGGCACAGAACCCGAACUAUUACAACUUGCAGGGUGUGACCCAUCGUCACCUUUCGGAUCACCUGUCCGAGUUGGUGGAGACGACGAUCAACGACCUGGUGACAUCAAAGUGUAUUGCAAUCGAGGACGAGAUGGAUGUGUCACCACUGAAUCUGGGUAUGAUUGCAGCAUACUACAACAUCAACUUCUCGACUGUCGAAUUGUUCAGCUCCAGCUUGACGCCAACGACAAAGCUGAAGGGUCUCUUGGAGAUCAUCUCGACGGCAGCAGAGUAUGAAUCGAUCCCGAUCCGCCAUCACGAGGACCAGGUUCUGAAGCGCAUCUACGACCGUUUGCCCGUCAAGUUAGGCAAUGUGAAGUUUACGAACCCUCACCACAAGGUCAACAUUUUGUUGCAGGCUCACUUUUCGCGUACACAGCUUCCUGCAGAUUUGGCAUCGGACCAGACGCUUGUUGUUAGACAAGUGAUUCCGCUAUUGCAGGCAUGUGUGGAUGUGAUUUCCUCGAAUGGAUGGCUGCCACCCGCGCUGGCUGCGAUGGAGUUGGCGCAGAUGAGCGUGCAGGCGAUGUGGGAUCGAGACUCGCCAUUGAAGCAGGUUCCGUACAUGACGAGCGAGAGGAUCAAGCGGUGUGAGGCCAAGGGAGUUGAGUCUGUGUUUGAUCUCCAGGAUAUGGAGGACGAAGACCGGGAUGCAGCACUGCAGGUGGACGAAAGACAGAUGCGUGCAAUUGCGGAGUUUGUGAACCGGUACCCGAGCGUUGAGGUUGGAUACGAGAUUGAGGACGAGGACGAGAUCAAGACAGGCCAGCCUGUGGUGAUCGAAGUGCAGCUGGAGCGUGAGGGAGAUGAGGAGGAGCUGACGAGUGUGCCGGCACCGUUCUUCCCGACGAAGAAGGACGAGGGCUGGUGGAUUGUUGUGGGCGACCCGGCAACGAAGACAUUGCUGGCGAUCAAGAGGAUUACGCUGCAGCGGCGGUUGAAGGUGAAGCUGGAGUUCGUGUGCCCACGUGCGGGUGAGCAGACGUUCAAGCUGUACACGAUGUGCGACAGCUUCCUGGGAUGUGACCAGGAGAUCGACAUGAAGCUGACGGUUGCAGAGGGCGAGGAGGAGGAGAGCGAUGAAGAAGAGGAGGACGAAGAUGUGGAGAUGCAGGAGUAGAACGAUGGCUAGUUUUAUUUCACUUCUUGUCAAGUAUUAUCUUUAGUAAAGCAGUAAAUGGAAUGCUUACUCAUGCGAUAGAUACGACUUUGUUGCCAGGAUCCUCCAUUUGAAUGAGUGCACGGUGUUCUGUCCUUCUCUAUUUCCAUACUCCUCUUUCUGCAUCCCGCAUCCCUCACUCUUCA
Molecule: messenger RNA, 6922 nt
Organism: Gamsiella multidivaricata
Lineage: Eukaryota; Fungi; Mortierellomycota; Mortierellomycetes; Mortierellales; Mortierellaceae
Product: Sec63-domain-containing protein
Exons: 4
Coding region: 183-6737 (2184 amino acids)
Cellular component (GO): nucleus
Molecular function (GO): nucleic acid binding; ATP binding; ATP hydrolysis activity
Source: RefSeq, a predicted model, not a curated record